This is a messenger RNA of Gamsiella multidivaricata, 911 nucleotides long. RefSeq lists its product as uncharacterized. NCBI's taxonomy places the organism in Eukaryota, Fungi, Mortierellomycota, Mortierellomycetes, Mortierellales, Mortierellaceae. The record is from RefSeq and is a predicted model, not a curated record. The transcript has 2 exons. Bases 326 to 847 code for a protein of 173 amino acids.
GUGUUUUUUGGCCUCGUUUUAGCUAAAUGCCGUCCUAGAGGCCUGGAUAAGGAUACAGAGGCACAACUGAAAACCCAUUACAGUGAUAAAGGAUACAUGAACCGUAUCCUAUCCGACAGAUAGCUUGAGGGACUCGAUGCUGCUAUGGAGGGGCGACAUAUUGUUUUGGUGAUCGACAACGCACCAGGACACGGCAAUGCCGACGACCUUGCUCUCAAGAAUAUUGAUAUCAUUCGACUACCACCAAAAGCGACCUCAGAUUCUCAGCCUUUGGAUGCAGGGAUCAUUCGCUCAUUCAAAGUGAAAUAUAGUCGGGAUAUGAUUCAUGUUGUAUCCAAAUGGCGAUCAGAGGCUGAACCUGGCAAGCCAAUCCCUGACAAUCUACUGUGGCCACGCCUUAGUUCUGCUUGGGACGCUACUAUUUUGCCCACAUUCUUACUAUACCUCCAGAAAUGAAGGAUCUCUUACGAACGGCCGACAAUCUCGACAACGACGACAAAGAGGUGAAAUAGUUCAAUCGGCGAGGACGACAAGGAUGAAGACGAUGACUUCUCCGACACGGAUUAUUCUUUUACCGCUAAGCAAUGAGGCUGUCACGAGCAGAACUCCCCAACGAGUCAUGAAACGUCGGUCUGGCACACAUGAGACGGAGCUGCCGCCAAACGUGAGCUCAUCGCAAGAAUCAAGCGUUUAUGAAGAGCCGUACGGGCUAGUGAUGCAGGGUCUGAAGGACGCUAUGAACUUGUAUCGCUCCAUGAUUUCUCAUAGGAGACAUGUAUUAGCAUCCGGUGUCCCCACGCAACCGCUUAGUCGCAGUGUUGUCAAAGCCGUGAGAAAUGGGGCUUGAUCUACUGGACGACAUGAUGGCACUUGAAGAGGAACUAGAAGGGGAGAUAUCAUUGAGGUGACAU